Molecule: messenger RNA, 880 nt
Organism: Helicoverpa zea (corn earworm)
Lineage: Eukaryota; Metazoa; Arthropoda; Insecta; Lepidoptera; Noctuidae
Product: sperm mitochondrial-associated cysteine-rich protein-like
Exons: 3
Coding region: 180-554 (124 amino acids)
Source: RefSeq, a predicted model, not a curated record
UGCGUAACAGUACGUUUGUUAAAACACUUAUCUGUGUAGAUGUGUCCUAUCUAGAUAUCAGUACGCUGAAACUACUGACCGUAUUUAAUUUUUCAUAUUUCAUGUUUCUUCGCAAAUUCAAAUAUUAUAUCAUUUGAUAAUCUAGCAAAGCAAACUAGACAGGGUUACGGUUCACAAGUAUGUCAGUGUUGCCCCGCGGGUACGAAUGCUGCCGUGCUCCUCCGAGGUACGGCUGUGUUCGCGGAGAGUACAGCAUCUACUACAAGAGGCCACGGUGCGGCCAGCCCAGGCCACAGCCCUUCCAGCGAGAGUGCGCCUGCUACUACUGGGGAUGUCCUAGCAACGCACCAUGUGAGAGGCCGUGCUGUUACGACUACCCUUGCAAGGCUCACUGUUUCAACCACGGUGCGUGCACGAGGCCCAGCGGCCGGUACGCGCGCACUGUCUGGUACCCCGGCGAGUGCUGCCCCGUCGUGCCGCCCUGCCAGGCCUUCACGUGCCCCAACCCGCCCUACCAUCCCUGCUGCUACCACACUUGCAACAAACACGUCUAAUGUCUAAAUAAUAAAUCAACCUCGGAAGGUUUUUAAAACAAGCAACUGUUGGAUUAGCAGUCAGAGGUUCUCUAAACAAAAUUCGGGAGCAAGGAGGCCUCCAUUAUAGGAAGACCUUGUUUUAAUGCCUGAGAGUGUUAUUUUUUUGCAAGCUGUAGAACUUGCAAAAGCAGUCGUUCCCAAGUCCUUGAUUUAAAGCUCUCCCGAAAGCUUCAAAUUCAAGGAAUACUCAAUGUUUUUCGUAAGUUCGUGGAAAUGCAGUCCUGAUGUCGUACUUGUGAAUCGUAAACUGUGUUGUCCAAAAUAAAUGAGAUACAUAGCAUUUA